AUGUAUCCUCAGAAAAUCGCUUUCAUUACCGCCUUCCUGGCUCUCGGUAGCAACGCUCUUCCUACCUCUAACGGCGAGGAUUGGACCUUCUCUACCAAUAAGAACGCUGCUCGCAGCACCAAUGGUGAAGAUUGGACUUUCUCGACCAACAAGAAUGCCGCCCGCUCUACAAACGGCGAAGAUUGGACCUUCUCUACAAACAAGAACGCUGCUCGUUCUAACGGUGAGGAUUGGACAUUCUCCACCAACCAGAACAAGGCUCGCAGCACCAACGGUGAGGACUGGACGUUCUCUACCAACAAGAACGCUGCCCGUUCUACCAAUGGCGAGGACUGGACUUUUUCCACCAACAAGAACGCUGCACGCAGCACCAAUGGUGAGGACUGGACUUUCUCGACCAACAAGAAUGCCGCCCGCGCCACCAACGGAGAAGACUGGACCUUCUCUACUAACAAGAACGCCGCUCGUUCUACUAACGGAGAGGACUGGACCUUCUCCACGAACCAGAACAAGGCUCGCUCUAACGGCGAGGACUGGACCUUCUCUACCAACAAGAACGCUGCCCGUUCCACCAACGGCGAGGAUUGGACCUUCUCGACCAACAAGAAUGCUGCCCGCGCCACCAACGGAGAAGACUGGACCUUCUCGACCAACAAGAAUGCCGCCCGCUCUACAAACGGCGAAGAUUGGACCUUCUCUACAAACAAGAACGCUGCUCGUUCUAACGGAGAGGACUGGACCUUCUCCACGAACCAGAACAAGGCUCGCUCUAACGGCGAGGACUGGACCUUCUCUACCAACCAGAACUAG
[Torrubiella] hemipterigena is the source of this 810-nucleotide messenger RNA. The record is from the annotation of a GenBank genome assembly. NCBI's taxonomy places the organism in Eukaryota, Fungi, Ascomycota, Sordariomycetes, Hypocreales, Clavicipitaceae.